UUUCAGGACAAGGUGAUGUAGUGAGGUGUUUCCACUGUGAUGGGGGUGUGAGGAACUGGUCGUUUGGAGAUGAUCCUUGGAGGGAACAUGCCAAAUGGUAUCCAGAGUGUGAGUUUUUAUUGCGGUCUAAGGGGAGUGAGUUUGUUAGCAGUGUUCAGGAGUCCUUUUCUAGCACCCUGCUCUCUCCAAGGGAGUCCUGGGAUCAGACUGAAGGAGAUUCCCCUGCUUCCCAAGAUCCUCUGAGGAACUGGGAAUUGCAGGCUCUUCCUUCCCUGGAUCAGGUGACCAUAGUGCAGAACGUCCUGCAGAUGGGUUUUGACCCCAUCUGGGUGGCUAGCCUGGUAGAGAAUAAAUAUAUGCUGACUGGGACUUGCUACUGCUCUGAGACUGAGCUGAUUUCUGACCUGCUGCAGCCAGAGUGGGCAGAGAGCAGCAAUGCUGUUCAGAGAGAGACUGAAACACCAAGAUCAGGAGAAGAAAUGCAACCUGUGCAACGGAAGGAAUCAGAGGAGCCUGGGAUGAGCACAGAACAACAACUCCGCCGCCUGCAAGAGGAAAGGAGGUGCAAAGUGUGCAUGGACAGAGAUGUGUCUGUUGUGUUUGUUCCUUGUGGCCACCUGGUAGCUUGUGGGGACUGUGCUGUCAAUUUGAGGUCCUGUCCUAUCUGCAGAGCUGUCAUCAGGGGAAGUGUGAGGACUUUCAUGUCCUGA
Molecule: messenger RNA, 710 nt
Organism: Merops nubicus (carmine bee-eater)
Lineage: Eukaryota; Metazoa; Chordata; Aves; Coraciiformes; Meropidae
Product: baculoviral IAP repeat-containing protein 7-like
Exons: 6
Biological process (GO): negative regulation of apoptotic process; positive regulation of protein ubiquitination; regulation of cell cycle
Cellular component (GO): cytoplasm; nucleus
Molecular function (GO): ubiquitin protein ligase activity; cysteine-type endopeptidase inhibitor activity involved in apoptotic process
Source: RefSeq, a predicted model, not a curated record